Messenger RNA from Aspergillus ibericus CBS 121593, 828 nucleotides. Its product is annotated as SRPBCC family protein. The record is from RefSeq and is a predicted model, not a curated record. The coding region runs from base 1 to 828 and encodes 275 amino acids. The transcript has 2 exons. NCBI's taxonomy places the organism in Eukaryota, Fungi, Ascomycota, Eurotiomycetes, Eurotiales, Aspergillaceae.
AUGUCCUCCAAAUCCUAUCUCCGUCUGCACCCCCAUCCCUUUUCUUCCCUCCCCAUCCACCCAUCCCUUGACAACUCUUCUUCCUCCCGCCCGGCACUCCGCCCCUUCCUGCACGCCCUCCUCACCGAAGCCCAGACUCUGCUGACCUCCAUCCCCUCCACCUUCCACCCGGACCGCAAACCCCGACGCUCGUCCCCCUCCACCGCCAAAGUCUAUCUCUCCACCCGCUCCAUCCCGCCGGACUACUGGGUAUGUCGGCAGAGCGUGCACGAAGACGCGCCCGUGACUGGAUCUGCCUCAUGGGCCGAGUUUCGCGCCGGACUUAGGCACGAUCAUUCCAAGCAUGAAAUGGACUACACGCCGAGUGUGACCGCCGUGGAGCGGUUGAUGGAAUGGCCCUCCGAGAUAGAUGUAGAUGGGGGGUGGUCGAGAGUGGAUGUACAUGUCAAUAUGAUCACCCACACCUUCCACCCUACCGCCUUGAUCGCGCCUCGCUCGUUCAUUGUCCUGGUUGUGUCGGCGGAUCGCGACCGCGAUCAAGGAUUUGUCACCGUUCAGAUCCCCCUGACGGUGGAUUCGAGCCCGCAGUCUGUCCGGCAGAAGAUUGCGGCGUCGGCGCCGCGGAAUGCCAUCUUUGCCUCUUAUGCGAGUGUGGAACAGGUGGUCGCUGCGCCGGAGGGACUGCAGUGGACGAUGGCGACCACCUCGGAUGCUGGCGGGGCCAUUCCUCGGUGGAUACAGCGGAGCUGGACCAUGGGCGGAGUCCCUAAAGCCGUCGUGGCAGACGUAGGUUUGUUUCUCGGGUGGACCGCCCGUCGACGGGCCUAG